Chanos chanos (milkfish) is the source of this 6006-nucleotide messenger RNA. RefSeq names its product obscurin like cytoskeletal adaptor 1a (gene obsl1a). Bases 1 to 6006 code for a protein of 2001 amino acids. Lineage: Eukaryota; Metazoa; Chordata; Actinopteri; Gonorynchiformes; Chanidae. The record is from RefSeq and is a predicted model, not a curated record. The transcript has 22 exons. Gene Ontology annotation, molecular function: protein binding.
AUGGAUGUGUUUGGUGGUGCCCCCCGUGUGUUGGGCUAUCCCCGCCCUGUUCUGGUGAAGACUGGUAUGGAUGCUGUCCUUAAGUGCCAAAUUGGUGGAGACCCACAGCCAGAUGUAAUCUGGGAGCGCAAGAAUGAGCCAAUAAUUCCCGAAGAUCGUUAUAGGAUUGCCCAAGAUGGCAAGGUCUAUACCCUCACUAUUUCUGGGGUGACAAUGGAUGAUGCUGGACAGUACAUUUGUCGGGCCAAGAACAGCGUUGGGGAGACUUAUGCAGCAGCUACUCUGAAAGUGGAAGAUGAGAGUCAGGAGAAUCACCUUGAACAACAGCAAAGUCAGCAUGAAGUAAUGGUGAUACCGCCACAACAAGAAGCAAAGGCGAUUCAGCAGCAGACACAACAGGAACUGGAUCCCCUGCAGGACAACAAACCUCGUUUUCUAAUCAAGCCACUUUCGUUGAGGGUGGACAGAGGAGAAGAUGCAGCCUUCUCCUGCAAACUGUGGGGCGACCCCUUACCCGAGGUGGUUUGGGAAAAAGACGGCAAACGCCUGAACGAGAUCUUUGAGAGCGCCCACUUCCGUGUCAGUCAGCAGGACGGCGGCUGGUUCCAGCUGAAGGUCUUCCGCACCAGGGCCCCUGAUGGUGGCGUCUACACCUGUAAGGCCACCAGUGAGCAUGGUGAGGCCAUAGCUGGCGCAGUAUUGCUAGUCGAGCCUGUACCGGAGCAACGGGCGGAGAGUACGCAGAAUGGAUACACCAAUGGCCACUGGUCACCGCACCAGAGCAGAGACAAGUACCCCAAGGCGAAACACGUCAAGGACCCACACCUGAAUGUGGCCAAGGCCAAGAAGUUUGCCGUCACGGAGGGGAAACACGCCAAGUUCCGGUGCUACGUCACUGGGAAGCCCAAGCCAGAAAUUGUCUGGAAGAAAGAUGGCGAGCCCAUUACGGCAGGCAGGCGUCACCUGAUUUUUGAGGACCGGGAAGGUUAUUACACUCUGAAGGUGCUUUACUGCAAGCAGCAGGAUUCUGGGCUGUAUGUCUGUGCAGCCUCAAAUGCACUGGGAAACACACUAAGUGCAGUGCAUCUCUCUGUAAAAGGCCCAGCGGUGCGGUUCAGACGUCCCCUGAAGGACGUAGAGGUGGCGGAGCGGAGCAUGGCUGUGCUGGAGUGUGAAGUUCCAGAAGAGUCCAUAUCCACAGCAUGGUACCUGGAGGACCAAAGGCUCCAGCCUGGCACAAAAUACGGGAUGGAGCAGAAAGGGACGACGCGGAGGCUCACCAUCCGAGACAUCACGGCAGAUGAUGACGGAGUCUACUUGUGUGAGAUGCCGGACGGUGGGAAGAGCGUCGCAGAGCUGGCAGUGAAAGGUACGAUCGUCCGUAAGCUGCCUCGGCGGUUGGAGGUGCUGGAAGGGGAGAACGCUGCGUUCUGUGUGGAGGUGGAGGAGGACGAGAUGGAUGUUCGCUGGUAUAAAGAUGGCAUGCAGUUACGAGAGACCCAUCAGACCGUUAUCAAAUCGUUUGGCAAAACCCACAUCCUGGUGUUCGUGAACACCUCUUAUCAAGACUCUGGACUCAUCACCUUUGUUGCAGGCAGGUCCAAAACCACCUGCAAGCUUCGCGUUAAGGCUGCCAGGCACUGCCCUCCAAUCUGCCCCGUUGGUGUCCAGAUGAAUACGGAUUGCCCAAACUCCGUCUUCUUAUCCUGGGAACCCUCGCCCAACCUACAGAACUCGACCAAAUCCAUUUACGUGGUUGAGCGACAGGAGGUGGGUUCACAAGAGUGGCAGAGGUGUCUGACCACAGAGACGGGUACAUCGGCCGAGAUCACGGGAGACACUGUGCCAUGUGAGGGCGACUAUCGUUUCCGCAUCUGCUGCGUCAACAAAUACGGCAGGAGUGGCCAUGUGGAGUUCCCCAAAGUGGUUCACCUGACCUCAGGCCCCAAAAUUAAAACGCCCUUGAAGAAUGUGUCAGUGAUGGAGGGAGAGGACGCAGUGUUUUCUCUCGAGCUCUCCACCUCUAUGGUCGGCACUUGGUUCCUUAACAGCACGCAGCUCCAGGACAGCGAACGGUUCUCCAUCCGCCACUCAAAGAACCACCACUCCCUGCGCAUCCAGCGCGUGAGUGACGUCUACGACGGAGCUGAGAUCACUUUCAUAGCCACCGGAGUGCGCGAUGCCGCGCUCCUCCAGGUCAAAGCUGCUGUGGUGAAAUUCUCCCCUCUCUCCAAGAUGGACAGUAAUAAAAAAGUUGAAGCUGGAAACCCAAUUGUCCUGUACUGUGAGGUCUCCCAUUCCUCUGCCAAAGUUCAAUGGUUGAAAGAUGGGGUGGAGCUUCAGGCAGAGAACGGCUUGAGUAUCCAAUCAGAGGGCAACAUGAGGAGAAUCGUCAUCCACAAUGCAGAAUAUUCCCAUUCUGGAGUAUACACCUGCCAGGCCAGUGGAGAUGUCCUUACAUUUAACGUGGACGUCGAAGGUCCACCGGUGUCGUUUAAGGAAAUUCCUGAGGAAGACCGCAGAAAGAGCACCAUGGAGCUGGACCCUGUGGUGCUUCACUGUGAGGUCUCCCGACCGGACGCAGACGCCCACUGGUUUAAAGACGGAGCUGAGAUCCUGCCCAGUGACCAAGUGACUAUCCAGGCAGAAGGGACCAUGAGGCGAUUGAUCGUCCGGUCGGCGGAAUUGACGGAUGCAGGAACGUACACGUGCCAAUCAGGGGACAGCACAAUGUCUUUCACUGUCAGCAUCAAAGAACCUCCAGUAAUGAUCGUGGAUCCAAAAGAUGACGUUCACCUUGAGCGUUACGUCUCAGAGGAGGUUGUCCUGAACUGCGAGCUGUCCCGCUCCAACGGAGAAGCUCUUUGGUUCAGAAAUGGUCUGAAGAUUCAGGAGAGCGAGAACAUCCGCAUCAGCGCUGAGGGACCCUACAGGAGGCUGACCAUCCUCUGUGCUUCUAAGAGAGACUCUGGAGAGUACGUGUGCGAAACAACCGGGGACUCGGUUUUCUUUCAGCUCCAUGUCACAGAGGCUCCAGUUCGCUUUGUGGUCCCCGACCAAUCAGAAGUGGAGGUGUGUACGCUGAGUUCUGAUAGGCUGGUCCUAAAGUGUGAGAUCUCGCGGGCCGAGGCAGAGGUGGUGUGGUAUCGUGAUGGGCUGGAGGUGGAGGAGGCUGACGGCAUUGUCCUGGAAACGGAGGGUGCUUGUCGUAGGUUGGUCAUUCCCUGUGCCACCUUGGAGGACUCUGGUGAAUACGUUUGCGAGACAGCUGAUGAUUCUGUGACCUUCUGGGUGAAAAUUGAAGAGCCACCUGUGAAACUCUCACAAUCUAAAAUGACAGGCAGCGUGACUGAAAGGUUUGCAGGGGACGCUGUGGUGUUGGAGUGCGAGGUUUCCCGCGUAAAUGCCGAGGUGUGCUGGAUGAAGGACAGAGUGAAACUUCAACAGGACAGCAACAUCACCAUCACUGAGGACGGCCUGGUCCGCAAAAUAACCAUCCAUUCUCCCACGCUGGAGGAUUCUGGGAAAUAUACCUGCAAUGCUGGGGAUGAUGCGAUAGACUUCCAAGUCAAAAUCAGUGAGGCGCCCGUGAAAAUCCUGAAGAAAAACGAGACAAAGACAGACCACAAGGCUUUCAUUUCUGAUGACAUUGUGUUGGAGUGUGAGCUCUCCAGAUGCAAUGGGGAGGUCACCUGGUACAAAGACGGUGAACGGAUUGAGGAGAACGAACGUUUCUGUUUAGAGGAGGAGGGAGCUUUCCGAUCUCUGGUCAUUCUCAACGCUGAGCUUGAAGACUCAGGAGAAUAUAUGCUUGACGCUAAGGACGACAGUAUCACAUUCCAUGUCAAAGUUCAAGAGCCUCCCGUGACAAUCCUGGGCAACUCUGAUGACGCCGAGUACCAGGAAAUGGUGGCAGGAGAUGACCUCAUUUUAGCAUGCGAAGUGUCACGAGCAAAUGCGCCAGUGGAGUGGUAUCUUAACCAUAAACGAUUGGUCCCAGACUCACGGACGUACGUGGAGAGCUACGGAACACUACGGAAACUGAUCGUAUCCGAUGUCCAACCAUCUGACUCAGGAAAGUACGUGUGCGAUGCCAUAGACGACAAAAUGGUCAUUGUCGUCAAAGUUCAAGUGCCUCGUGUGGUAGAGUUCCUUACAGAGCUUCAUAACACCACGGUCCUGGAGGGCGAAGACGCCACGUUCAAGUGUGUCGUCUCCCCCGACAACGUCCAGCUGGCGUGGCUGAUGGACGGAGAGACCAUCACCCCCAGCGAGCGUUUUGAAAUCUCUCAAAACGGCCUGUGUCACACCCUGCUCAUCCGUAACUGUCAGAUCCUGGACACGUCCAGGAUUUCUGCCGAUGCCGAGGGCGUGAUCUCCAAAGCCUGCCUCAAAGUCCAGGAGGCACAGGUGGUGUUCACCAAGAAGAUGGACGCGGUGAUGGCAGAGGAGUUUGGAGAGGCCACGCUGGAGACUGAAGUGAGUCUGGAGUCCGGGGAGGUCCAGUGGAUGCGACAGGGCGUGGUCAUCCAGCCCGGUCCCAGGUACAUACUGGGACAGAGCGGCCGCAAGCGUAGCCUGACCAUCCGGGACCUCGGCCUGUCGGACCGUGGCACUUACCGCUGCGAGACGCUUCAUGACCGAACACAGGUCAAACUCAACGUGGAGCCGAGGAAGAUCUCCAUCCGUAAAGGACUCAAAGACAUCGAAACGUUCGAGCGUGACACGGCGUCGUUUGAGGUGGAGCUGUCCCACGCUGACGUGGAGGGUGUGUGGCAGAAGGACGGUAUCCGUGUGAAACCCAGCAACACUUGGCGCGUCAGCACCAACGGGUGCACUCACAGCCUCACCCUCUCCAACCUCACUCUGGAGGACACAGGCACCAUCACCUUCUCAGCGGAGGGCCUGAGAACUACUGCCCGACUGACGGUGAAAGAGACUCCAGUAACGAUCCUGAGGAAACUCUCAGACGUCAGGUUGGAGGAGGGCUCUCAGGUGACCCUGGAGUGCGAACUGUCCAGACCAAAUGUUGAUGUGAAAUGGCUCAAGAACGGCCUGGAACUGAAGGCGGAUAAGGGCAUGAGGAUCUACUCCAUGGGCCGUCGGCGCUUCCUGCAGAUAAUGCAGUGUUCGCUCUCUGACUCCGGCACCUACACCUGUGACACUGGUGACAUCAGCACGACCUGCAAACUCGAGGUCUAUGAGCGGGAGCUGGAGAUUCUGACAGGUCUAGAGGAUCUAUAUAUUCAGGAGGACCAGAACGCUGUGUUUAUGUGUGAAGUGUCUAUGGAGGAUGUUCCUGGAGACUGGUACAAGGAUGGCCACAGGAUCCGUCCCAGUAGCACCAUUAAGAUACGAAGAGAAGGAACAAAACACUUUCUUCUGAUGUGCAAUGUGAAAGCUGAGGAUUCUGGAGAGAUCAAAUUUGUGGCUAAGCAAGUCGAAUCUAUCGCCUACCUCGAGGUCGAAGAACUCCCGGCCUCCAUUGUUAGGCCGCUGAGGGACAGGACAGCCCUGGAGAAGCAUCGGGUUAUUCUGGAAUGUACCGUGUCCAGCCCACGCUGUGACGUUACCUGGUACCGUGAUGGAGAGGAGCUGGAUACCUCAGACCGCAUGGAGAUCAUCAGUGAAGGCUGUUAUCACAAACUAGUCAUCCACCAGGUGGCGCUAGAGGACGAGGGGACUUACAGCAUUGAAGUGGGAGAGCAUGUUUCCACAGCCAAGCUUAUGGUGGAAGCCCAGUCUAUCAUGAUAGUCAGAGAACUGGAGGACGUGAGGGCGACGGCACCAGGCCACGCCUCUUUCGAAUGUGAGGUGUCAGUGCCUCUGAUCAAACCUCCUGUCUGGACCCUGAACGGAGAGACUCUUCAGCCGGGACCCGACGUACGUGUGGAGAGCCAAGGGAUUGUGCACAAACUGACUCUGAAGAGGACGUCGGUGGACAUGAGUGGAACCGUGAAGUUCACCUGUGGGAAAGCCAAGAGCUCUGCCACCCUGAGCAGAUGA